AUGUCCAACAUUAUUGCUAUCGCCCAACUUCAAGCCGACUUGACAUCUAUUAACCCUGUAUUGGUGACUCCUACUCCCUGCCCUUUCACUGACGGCCGGGAUGUUUGUACAAAGGCUACUAUAGCUCAUCAUCAGAUGAUGAGAGCUAUUCAAACUAGAGAUCGAAUCGAAAGCCUAGUCCAUGCCUAUUACUUAGGCUCAAUUUUAGACAUAGCGUCAAGAAAUCAAUUGACUAACCUUCGGAAUGUGAUCUCAAGGCAUUACUUCAUCGGAGCCACCAGAACGUAUUAUCUUUUUGAACGAUUUGGUGUGGAACAACUAUAUCGUACUUCCUAUACCACGCUUAACAUGGUUCGAUUGCUGACCAAUGAUGAUUUCCAAUCGUUACUACAAUAA
This is a messenger RNA of Ambispora leptoticha, 396 nucleotides long. The record is from the annotation of a GenBank genome assembly. NCBI's taxonomy places the organism in Eukaryota, Fungi, Glomeromycota, Glomeromycetes, Archaeosporales, Ambisporaceae.